GCAAUACCGUGUUUGACUCACUUCUCUCUGUUGUGCUUUCCAUCGCGAGCGCUCCACCCAGUGCCACAAGUUCCUUCAACAUUCCCAUUGCAUUCGAAUACUAUCGAGUCUGUCCGCCACGAUGGUUGGGAUGGUUCCCGAAGAGAGACAAAUGCUCUUGGCCCGAGACGCCACGUUCGAGAAGGUCCUUCACAAGGACACAACGAAGACUGUUGGCAUGUCGGCGAUGCUGAAAAAGGACCACGAGGCACAGAAGGCGGCCACGGACGAAUACUUCAGACAUUGGGACAACAAGAGCGCACAGAAGGAGACGAAGGAAGACCGAGAGGCUCGGACAGCAGACUAUGCCUCCCUCACCAGACAAUACUACAACCUCGCGACCGAUUUUUACGAAUAUGGCUUCGGCCAAAGUUUCCACUUCUGUCGUUCAGCGGCUGGCGAGUCUUUCAAGCAGGGUGUCGCGAGACACGAACACUAUCUGGCCCACGUGAUCGAUAUCAAGAAGGAUAUGAAAGUGUUGGACGUCGGCUGCGGUGUUGGCGGGCCGGCUCGCGAGAUCGCCAAGUUCACUGGCGCCUGUGUCACUGGCAUCAACAUCAACGACUACCAGGUGGAGAGGGCGACACGAUAUGCCGUCAAGGAGAAAAUGGACAAGCAAGUUCAGUUUGUACAGGCCGACUUCAUGAACAUACCCUUUGAGGACAACACCUUCGACGCCGUCUACGCCAUAGAGGCCACCGUUCACGCCCCAUCCCUCGAAGCCGUUUACUCCGAGAUCUUCCGCGUUCUCAAGCCCGGCGGCAUCUUUGGCGUCUACGAAUGGGUCAUGACGGACAAGUACGACGACGCCGACCUCCGCAUGCGCAAGAUCCGCAUCGACAUCGAGCAGGGUGACGGGAUAGCCAACAUGGUCAAGGCCGGGGAGGCGCUGCGCGCGUUCGGCGCCGCCGGCUUCGACAUGGUCCGGCACGAGGACAUGGCGGAGCGUCCAGACCCGAGCCCAUGGUACUGGCCCCUCGACGCCGGCAGCUGGAGACACGCGCAGACACUGGGUGACCUGAUGUACACGUUCCGCAUGACUGGUCUCGGACGCAUAGCGACGCGCGGCUUUCUCGGUGUCAUGGAGACGCUGAGGCUCGCGCCGCCCGGCAUGACGAAGAUGUCGGAUAGCUUGUGUGUUGCCGCCGAUGCAUUGGUUCAGGGCGGUAAAGAGAAGAUCUUCACGCCAAUGUACCUCAUGGUUGGACGGAAGCCGGCAAAGAAGGAUUGAGAACAGCUACGAGAAUGCCGUAUUACAUAGAUAGUUCUUCCAUAUAUACAGCAGUCAGAGGGCCUUGUCGAAGGCAUCAAAAGAAAGACAUACUACCAACAGCAACCAGCAAGUUUCCGACCGACGCAAAAAGAUGGACGAUCAGGGAAUCGAACCCUGGACCUACCGCAUGCUAAGCGGUCAUUAUACCACUAAACCAAUCGCCCAUGUGGAUGAUCUAGCCCGGACUUGAACCGGAGACCUUCAGUGUGCU
Colletotrichum navitas is the source of this 1523-nucleotide messenger RNA. RefSeq names its product S-adenosyl-L-methionine-dependent methyltransferase. Gene Ontology annotation, cellular component: endoplasmic reticulum. Gene Ontology annotation, biological process: ergosterol biosynthetic process. The transcript is spliced from 4 exons. The record is from RefSeq and is a predicted model, not a curated record. NCBI's taxonomy places the organism in Eukaryota, Fungi, Ascomycota, Sordariomycetes, Glomerellales, Glomerellaceae. The coding region runs from base 122 to 1270 and encodes 382 amino acids. Gene Ontology annotation, molecular function: sterol 24-C-methyltransferase activity.